GUGCUGUCGACCUCCACCUCGUCCCCCUAAUGCCCGUUAUGCCUUUCUCAUUUAGCUUUACGCUCGCAGUUCCUGGUCUCACCAACCCGUUUUCCAACCCUCCAGAGCCCGAACCUCUGCCGCCACAGCCAAGAUUAGCCAGCCUUGACGCCGGAAGCAACAAGCAGGGAUAUAGAGAUAUAACUCCUGUCAAUCGCCGUGCGCCUUCUCCAUCUCUACAGCCUCCACUGUCCCGCAAGAGAGGAUGGGUGCCAUCGGCUCCUGAAUACAGUUCCCCUAUCGCGAGUCCGACGUCUACCAGUGGUUACCUUGACACGCCUGCGAAGUAUAGGGAGAUGGCGUCCGCCUACAGUGAAGACGGGGUGGAGGAGAUGGUCGCAGACUUGCCUCCGCCCAAGCGCCGGCGCACGCUUGCUGGUUCCAUCGUCUCAACUGCGUUGAGUGCAGCCCUCAUAGGGACUGCCGUAGGCCUUACCGUGUAUCGCCUUUGGAGAGAUCGGGGCAAGGCACCCGAAUCACUCCUUCCUCCUCCAUACGAACAAGGUGAAUGGCUACCACCAAAGCCCAAUCAGUUCCAUGCUUCUCCUGUACCGGUCACUCAAGUCACCCCUCCUACACCCCGCUCCUCCCGAAAGAGUCGUCAUGUUGCUGGCCGACGGACACAUCGGCAUCGCAAAGUCGGCCCUAGAGCAGGUCCCAGCUCUAUCUCUUCUCACACUUCGACUGCUGCGCGUGCGCCCAUUCCUCCGGAGUUCAACUUCGGCGCACCAGCACCUGUUGAGCCUGAAGAAGGCGAAGCGGACGACCAGAUGUCUUGGAUGGGAGGCCGACUUGCAGCCCUCAUUGCGGAGGGUCAGCGUGCUCUUGGCAAGGAAGUCGUCGUCAUGAGCGAGGCACAAGAAGACGAAGAAGAUGACGGUGGCGACGGAUGGAUCGAAGAAGACGACGGUCACAGUGUCGCCUCUUCUACACGGACAAGCAGGCGCAGAUGGAAUGCCAGUCCCCCGCCCUACUCGACCUCUCGUCGCGGCUCCCCGUUCCCUAGCGCCUCACCCCGACGCACUACAUUCGACCUCGCUCCCUCAUACAACGGCUCUUCAAGCAUGUCCAUUCAAAGCUCGCCGCGCCGUCAUGGUCGUGACGUGUCGGCGGAGCCAGACGCUUUUGCCAGCCGCAGUUUCAUCGAGGACGAGUCGCAGUGGCAGACCCCCGAGCUUAGGGAAGCCAUGGAGCGUGCGCGUCAGCUUCGCAGGCAAGACUAUCCUUGACACACUCCGACUGCUUCAGAGUUGCAGCCCGCACGACUAGACAUGACCGAAAUGUUAACCUUUAACGCUCUGUAUUAUUAUUGUACCUAACGCAUUGCAUUCUCGCAGCUUUACUUCGAACCUGAAACUGUUAUCUAUCAUUGUAGCACCCCGCAUAGCAUUCCCCUUCUACUUCGCACAUAUUGGGCUCUCGUCGUUCCAAUUGUCACUUGAACUUCAUUGUGUACUGCCUGUUCUGCAAAGUUUGAAUAGAAAUAUAGUCAUUCGGAAGACAGC
Molecule: messenger RNA, 1544 nt
Organism: Fomitopsis serialis
Lineage: Eukaryota; Fungi; Basidiomycota; Agaricomycetes; Polyporales; Fomitopsidaceae
Exons: 5
Coding region: 30-1268 (412 amino acids)
Source: RefSeq, a predicted model, not a curated record